AUGUCAAAAAGAGACGUUGAAGAUACUUCUGCUGAAGUUGAUGCUAAAAAGGCCAAGGUCGAUAAGAAAGAUGAUAAUAGUGCCAUUGAUUCUGAAUUAUUAGGUCAACAAUCGUCUUAUGCUAAGCAAGAAACUACCAUUGAAGUUCCAGGUACAGGUGAAUCUACUUCUGCUACUGAAAAUAAAGAAGAAGGUGAUCAAGAUAUUGCUGAAGCUGCUGCUGCUGCUGCGGUUGCUGCUGAAGCUGAUAAAAUCCAAGAUGCUUUCAAAUUCCAACAACAACAACAACAUCAGCAACAACAACAAGCAGCUGCGGCAGCAGCUGCUUCUGGAGCUGAAACUUCCGCUCCUGUUUCAAGAGUUUCAUUCCAAGCUACUACUCUACCAACUAGUAAUAAACCACAUCAUGGUACUGAUGAAUGGCAUAGACAAAGAAGAGAAAAUCAUAAAGAAGUUGAAAGAAGAAGAAGAGAAUCUAUUAAUUUAGGUAUUAAAGAAUUAGCCACUUUAAUUCCGACUCAAGAUACUAAUAAAGCCCAAAUUUUACAAAGAGCUGUUGAAUAUAUUAAAAGAUUAAAGGAAAAUGAAAAUAAUAAUAUUGAAAAAUGGACUUUAGAAAAAUUAUUAACUGAACAAGCUGUUAGUGAUUUAAGUUCUUCUAAUGAAAAAUUAAAAUCAGAAUUAGAAAGAGCUUAUAAAGAAAUCGAACAAUGGAAAUCUCUUGCUAGAACUGAAAAGAGUUAA
Scheffersomyces coipomensis is the source of this 744-nucleotide messenger RNA. It is a transcript of the gene CBF1, whose product is annotated as Cbf1p. NCBI's taxonomy places the organism in Eukaryota, Fungi, Ascomycota, Pichiomycetes, Serinales, Debaryomycetaceae. The transcript has a single exon. The coding region runs from base 1 to 744 and encodes 247 amino acids. The record is from RefSeq and is a predicted model, not a curated record. Gene Ontology annotation, cellular component: nucleus. Gene Ontology annotation, molecular function: DNA-binding transcription factor activity; protein dimerization activity.